This is a messenger RNA of Betta splendens (Siamese fighting fish), 2884 nucleotides long. RefSeq names its product apoptosis antagonizing transcription factor (gene aatf). Bases 88 to 1725 code for a protein of 545 amino acids. The record is from RefSeq and is a predicted model, not a curated record. Lineage: Eukaryota; Metazoa; Chordata; Actinopteri; Anabantiformes; Osphronemidae. Gene Ontology annotation, biological process: regulation of transcription by RNA polymerase II. The transcript has a single exon. Gene Ontology annotation, cellular component: nucleus; nucleolus.
UGUCGCAUGUCAGUAACGUCAUCACUUGUCGCCACCGACUAACGAGUUGUACUACAGUACACGUGCGGUUGUGAAAAAUUGCUAGCUAUGGCUGGCUCGUUUUCUCAGGAGCUUGAGGAUUUGUUGAAUCCUUUGCCUAAAUUCGCGGACCCAGAGGAUGAUGAUGACGAUGCGACCAAAGCCAAGGUCAUUGAAGAGUUCAAUGAGGACGACGAGGAUGAUGGGGUCGGACUGAGUGUCUUGCGGAAAAGUAACAGAUCCUUACUGUCAGACACAGAUGGACGGUAUGUGGGGAAGACAGUCUCUCGUAAACAACUGAUAAUGGAUAUUGAGGAAUCGGAUGAGGAAGAGGAUGAAGAUCAGUACGGCAUAGAAGAAGAUGAUGAUGAGGAGGAUUUUAUUGAGAAUGAACAGAAUGAUGAUUAUGGUGAUAAUAAUAAUUUAGAUGAUGAUGAUGAUGAUGAAGAGGGGGGGGUUGUGGGAAGUGAUUUACAACUACAGGCUAUACUGUCAUCUAAGACAAGAGGAACUGAUGUCACCUUCCCUCAGGGAGUGGACUUCCACAAGUUAACGGAGGGAAUGGACAACCUGGUAACAGGUGAAGGUGAAGAAGAUGAUGGUGAGGAGAAUGAAGGCAUGGAAGAAGAUGAAAGCUCAGAUGGUGAGGAGGAGGGGGAUGGAGAUGAGAAGACUUUGCACACAUUUUCUCAAGCAGAAUUAGACGAAGAGGUUGAGAAAGGGAAGGCAGUAAAGAAUCAGCUGGCCCUAUGGGACCUGCUGCUCGAGGGCAGAAUCAAAAUCCAAAAAGCUCUUGUGACAGCUAACCAGCUUCCACAACCACUGACAUUCCCAGAGUUUAAGAGAAAUGGGGGGGUUGAGUUUGUAGGUGCAUUGAAAAACAGUCACAAAGCUUUAAAAGCUCUUCAAAGGUCCGUGCUGGAGCUGCACGAUCAUCUGCUCUGCCAAAACACAGACACAAGGCCGAUCGCACUGGGAAGCUUAGGAGCUCAGAGUCAAGAUGAGCAGAUAAAGAGCGUGGAAGAGUCUUCAGUGCAGGAGAACAGAGUGCCCAAGCAUAAACUGGAGAUGGCGGAGUACCCCACCUUUAUGGCCAAACGUUUUGCAGCUUUCCAGCCAUACUGCAACACCACACUGCAGAAGUGGCAUGACAAAACCAGGCUGUGUAUCAGCAAGAACACCAAGGGGUUUGGGGCAUUUGACAGGAAUAUACUGACACAAGUGGAGCAGGUGAUGAUGGACAAAGAGAGGCUGUUGAGGCGCACCCAGACUCGUCGCUCAGAAUACAGAGUUCUGGGGAAAAAGGAGUCCUUUGAUCUAACAUCCGACCUCAUCACCCCUGAGGGAGAGGUGGCAGAGCAGCAGAUGAAAGCAAACUCACAUCUCAAAGACCUGGAUGAGGAUAUUUUUGAUGACGAUGAUUUCUACCACCAGCUACUAAGAGAGUUAAUUGAGCGCAAAACAAACGCAGUUGAUCCCAACAGUCAGGUGGCCAUGGGCAGACAGUGGCUGGCCAUCCAGAAACUGCGCAGAAAGAUUAAGAAGAAGGUAGAUACCAAAGCCAGCAAGGGACGCAAAACCAGAUACCACAUCCACAGCAAGCUGGUCAACUUUAUGGCCCCCAUGGACCACAGCUCUAUGAGUGACGAGGCUCGCAAUGAACUGUACCGUGGCCUCUUUGGUCAUACCUCUGCACUCAGAGAGUGACAAUAAACAACAUCAUCAGGAAAAAAACAAAGCAAUGCCUUCCUUAGGAUGCCAAUUUGUGGCUUAAAAUUAGAUAUAUACAUAAUACGUAUUGAAAAUGUUGCAUUCCAAUUCCAAACAACUUAACUAUUUUCACUAUGCUGUUAUGGGAUGUAUGUUGUAUCUUUUAUAAUGUAGGUUGUAUUUUUUUGUUGCAGUUUUAUCUAUAACAUAUUCAGCUGAGGCUAGCUCCAUUUAUCUUUAUGCAAGUAUGUGACAAAAUUGUGCAUCACUGAAAGUCGUUGAAAAAAGAUUUCUAUUUGUUCAUUUUAGCAUACCACAACAACUUACAGACUGAAAUCUGCUGAAAAUUGGGCUGCAUUAUUUGUAAACAUUUGGUACUUACAAGCUGUACCGAUAAAAAGGGCUGAGAUCAGGCCUGUAGUAUAGUGCAUCUUGAGUAACAACACUCAAAUUAGUAUUUAGCGCAUGUAAGCAAUGAAACACUAUGUGUCAACAGUUUCUUUUACUUAUCCAACUGAUGAAAAGUCACAAAUGUCUACAGUGUAAAAAGCUAAUAAAAUUGUCACUAUGUGUAAACUGUCAUUUUUUCUGAAAAUGAUAUGGUCCUAAAUGGUAUUAAUGCCCCUGAGUGUUGUUAUCUUUUUUAUUUUUAAAGACAAAUGUUAUUUAAACAGCACACGUAAGAAAAACACGAGAUUUAAACAAGAUGUGGUUUUUUUAUAUAUACAUUUUUUAACUUAAGCACACACAACACCUGAAUCAUAUGAAACUUGUAUACAUAAAGGUAAACAUUAACGGAAUGCAUUUACAAUGGAGGUUGCUGAUUAUUGCUCUCAUGUUCGGCUUGGUCACCUGGCUUUGUCUCGUUGUCGCCUGCCAUGCCUCAUCUGCAGCGAGAUGCGCGUCCCUGAAACACAUCUAUCUUAGCUCCUCCCCAUUUGAUGAUGAGAAUGAUGACGACGUGAUUGGGCGCCGGAUGCUCUGAUGAUGAUGACGAUUUUGUGCUUAUUGUAACGUUAGUUAUUGCUUUAUUAAAAAGUUAUACAUUAAAUUUAUCGUUAAUUGUAACCUACUGUUUCAUUAUCCUUUAUUAUUUCAAAUUACUCUGUAGCUUAUUCAACGGAUUUGUGCUGUUGCUAUAAAAUACUUUAAAGCU